GUGUGGGGCCCAGAAGAUGCGGGCCAAGCACGGGCGAAGCGGAGAGAGAGGUGGGAUCAUUGUGGUGGUGAUGCAUUCCUGCGAUCUCGCCACUCUCGUCCAGCGCACACUCGUUGGUUGCAAGUUUUUAUGGUCGAUUCGUAUGGUUGGAUCCGACUCGAUCACCUGAGAGGGGGGCCGGGCGUUAGGUUCGACCUCAUCCUAAUGCAUCUGUCUAGCAUUUGCUGGAACGAGCAAUGCUCGUUGAGAGCGAGAGAGUGGGAGAGCGAAUGAGCGGGCUUUCGGGGCGUGCUGCCUCUGAAGCUCCAUGAAAUUCAUAUUGUUUGAGUUCUGAAGGUGGGUUGUGAAGACGGUAGACGCGGAGGUCGAGGGGUUUCUUCUGCUUUCUUCCGAUUCCAGAGGGAUGGAAGAAAUCUACUUAUUAUUGAGAGAGUGCACAACUGCAUGGGUAGGAGGUGUAGUUUGGGGGCUGUGACUGCGAUGCUUGUGAAAUAAGAGGCGAGACAAGGGGUGGGCGGUUGUAGUAUAGUUGAAAACGGCAGGAAGAGAUUUGUGAGGGCUGAUUAAUUCAAUUGCAGGUCUGUUGAGGAGGAAGGAGAGAGGGAGGGAGAGAGCGAGAUAGGGAGAGAGAGGGAGGGAGCGAGCGAACGGAAGCGCACAGAAAGAGGGAACUGCGGUCCAAGGAUGGCGCGCGCAUUGGAUCAUAGUCAUGACGAUUCCGGAGCCUCCACAGCGGUCCAAGUUGCUGCAGGAGAGGCACACUCGCUUGCUCUUGCAGCCAAUGGCAGCGUCUACACAUGGGGUCGAGGGCAGUUUGGCCGCAUGGGCAUGGGGGUUUUUCAAGACGAGCUUGAACCCACGCUCGUGGAGAUAGGAAUGAUUGUGGACGAAGAAGACAUUCCUCUGGCCAGAGACGACCGGGAUUCGGCCGAAAGAACCAGAGUUACACAGAUUGCAGCUGGAGCGUAUCACAGUCUUGCUCUAGCAGGUGAUGGGACGGUAUGGUCAUGGGGUUUCAAUGCCUACGGUCAGCUGGGUCGUCAAAGGGCCGCAUCGUACCCUGCACCAGUUAUCUUCCCCAGGCUUAGCAGCUCCUCUUCUGAUGAAAACCGAGAAAAUGCUGCAUCCUGGAACCAGGGUGUCCGGGAUCCGGGUGCUGGGCAUCUUAAGAUUGUUCAAGUGGAAGCUGGCGGUAUGAUGUCGAGUGCAAUUGAUCAAGAUGGUGGCCUAUGGGUUUGGGGGGCAGUACCCCAACCUGCGGUAUUAGAUCGAGUACCUGAAUCUGAUACAUUCGAGAUGUCAAACAUCAACCAGCCAGAGCGCGUUUUGGCGCUUAGGGGACAUUCUGUGCGUCGAAUAGCCUGCGGAAGUGACCAUAUUCUAGCGCUUAUAGAUAGUCGCAAUGGUGUUGAUUGCUAUGCUUGGGGAGGCAACGCAUUCGGCCAACUUGGUCUCGGUGACUUCGAGCCGCGCGUCAUUCCUACGAAGAUCAUGUCCUUAUUAGCGCAGCAGGUGGGGGUUGUGGUAGACUUAGCUUGCGGGUACUAUCACAGCGCUAUUGUCACCGUGCAAGAUGACGAUCAGGGGCAGGACCCCGAGAGUUCCUCCAUGGGAAGGAAAGUCCAGUCUUUACCGCAGCUGAUGGAGCAAGCCAUGGCGUCGCCGAAGAUGCGAGAACGCGUACCAGCUGAACACUUCAUGGAAUCACUUGCCUCACCGUGGGUGCGGUCCAAGCAGGGCUAUCCUUACGCACCUUCGAACAAUGGUUCCCGAAAUCAUAGCUAUUACAGUGUACAUAGCGAUACCAGCUCCCGGGCUUAUUCGCAGAGCUCGAUGUCGAGCCGGGCGGGGAAUGGGGCCAGACCACAGGCUCCGAAGAGAGAGAGCGGAGCAGCUGGCGAUGGCAGAUUGUCCACUUGCUGGACAUUUGGACAAAAUGAGAAUGGUCAAUUAGGUGUAGGUUCUUGCACAAACUCACACACUCCAGUUGAAGUGGAAGCGUUGCCCACGCGUGAAAGAAUACAGACCGUAGUUUGCGGAUUGUUUCAUACCGCAGUAGUCAUGGAAUCUGGAGAUGUUUGGGUUUGGGGAAUGGAGGGGGGCCUUGGGCAAUGUCCAGGGAUUGGACCCCCAGGGUCGAAGAGCGGCGAUGCUCUUUCCCCAGUGCGAGUGUUUGGAGAAUCGUCAGCUACGUGUGAUCCAGUCACAGGCUCAAAAGGGAUUGCGUGCGGCGCUGCGCACACUGUGACUGUGUCCAACGGAGGUAAGGACCUCUGGACCUGGGGUCGCGGUAAGAAUGGAGUUCUUGGCCUAGGACAUAACUCAGAUAGCUGGUUUCCAAGUCCUGUGCUGUGGCCUCCGGGGUCACGACCCUCCAACGCUAAGGAAUUGGACGCCGAAGGUAUAUACGAUAUUCGCAAAUCUAGCCGCGCGUCAAGUAGGGGCGGCUCACGGGGUAGAGGUGAUGAAAUCAGGCCUUAUGUACGGGAAGGGGACGACAGUAAGCCUCCGCGAAGCUAUUCUUUCUCUAGAUUACCUGUGGAGCAAUAUGUUCGUGAAGUUCAAGAAGUGGAGACUGACAGACCUCCUCGAGGUCUUUCAAGUAGCAGAAAAGCUGCUGAAUCUCCAGGUCGACCGUCGGUCCGAGUUGAACGAGUAAUAGAACCCCCGGGCCGACCAUCACGAAGAGGAGAUCAGGGAAUGCAAUCCCCAACACGAUCUUCAAGAAGAGGAGACCAUUUCUGGCCCCCAGUGCAGCCAGAGCCGGAGAAUAUUCGAAGCCUCAAUAGAGACACAGCAGGAACAGAGCCGUCGGUCACAAGCAUGAGAGCUUUCAAGUAUCAGAUCGGAGGCGACCCGCAGACUGAGGAGGACCUUAAUGCCUUGAAACUUGAGUUGGCCGAGUGUCGUCGCUAUGCUGAGAGGUUGCAUGUGGCAGUUUACGGGGGGCAAGAGAUGUUCACCCUUCAACUCCCAGGUAACAGUUCAAAUAAUUAUGACUCCAGUGUCGAAGGCAUGAAAGCAGACGGGUUGGGAACAAAGAGCUCUGCACUUCAGGAUUGGCAGCAGCACGUCGAGGAUGCAUCUCUUGAAGAGUUGGUAAAGUUGGACCGAUUUUACAAAGGCAUGCGGAAUCGGUUAAAAGAUAUUAUGUUCCAAAGGAAGAUGGAGGACUGGUGUCGUCGCGCCAUGUCAGGCUUGCCCUCCUCCUAUGCCGAGUCGCCUCCUGUCCGAGAGCCAUACUCAGUGCAAAGCACGCCUUACUUCGACGGACCUGGAGAGAUGGCCUUACGAAUGUCAGGCAUAUUGAAUGAUCGAGGCGAGAUGCUUCCUCCGGCUGCAUUAGCCGCUUCCCUUGCAGAAUUUCGAAUGCACUCUCAGCGUCGGAAAUAACAAUUGCUCUCCCCUCACUUUGAUCCUCAGGAAAGCAGAAUUCAAGCUUAGAUAUGGUCAGCAGUUGCUCUGUUCCCUUUCCCGCGGAGUUUCUACACUUCAUGAAUCCAAUCUGCAAGUCAGAAUUGGGUCCAGCAAUUUCUCUCUCUGGCAAACGCGGAAAGACUCCAUCAAUGUCACAAGGUUUGUCAGUGAGAAGAUGCUGGCGAUUGCUGGUUGAACGUUGCGGUCCAUCACGUGAUAUCUGAUAAUGCAACUUUUCUUGCUUGCUAAGGCGGGAUCUGCUGCCAGGACGAGCCUGACGACACGUGAAAUCGUGUAGAGCCCGCUGCGGUCAAUUGAUCCAUGUUGAUCGACAACGCUUGCCAUCGCAGUUAAUGCUCAGCCAUCGCCUGAUUUACUGUUAAGUCGUAAUACUGAUUGCGAAGCGGUUCAAUCUCUAACGUGCUUUUCAAGCAUGGAGAAUGCAGAGGCUGUCUUCAGUGAUUUGACAGAGGCUCUUCUCCGGGCAUCUUAAUGCCGACAUUACAAGUUUGAUACUGUACGUGUAUUACCUCAGUAUUGCUGCCGACUCACGAAGCUUCUGGUCCCAGUUUCACGCAUUUGUCAUUAAGUAGGACAAUUGUGAAUUCUUCAAAUGAUAUGAAUUGUACUGUACUCCAAAGCAAAACAUAUUCAUCGCUCGCACAUGUAUGCUACGAAAGGUUUGUAACUUAUCUAUGAAAACAACCCUAUCAUUUUCACGAA
Molecule: messenger RNA, 4140 nt
Organism: Physcomitrium patens
Lineage: Eukaryota; Viridiplantae; Streptophyta; Bryopsida; Funariales; Funariaceae
Source: RefSeq, a predicted model, not a curated record